Molecule: messenger RNA, 931 nt
Organism: Phialemonium atrogriseum
Lineage: Eukaryota; Fungi; Ascomycota; Sordariomycetes; Cephalothecales; Cephalothecaceae
Product: 40S ribosomal protein S10
Exons: 4
Coding region: 62-583 (173 amino acids)
Cellular component (GO): cytosolic small ribosomal subunit
Molecular function (GO): structural constituent of ribosome; RNA binding
Source: RefSeq, a predicted model, not a curated record
CUACGUCCUAACGAGUCGACACAACCACACCUCAGCAUCUUAACUGAGCAAAUCCGCCAAGAUGUUGAUUCCCAAGGCUGAUCGUAAGAAGAUCCAUGAGUCCCUCUUCCGGGAGGGAGUUCUCACUGCCGAGAAGAACUACGAGAUCGACCACGCCGGCAUCGAGACGAAGAACCUCUGGGUCAUCAAGGCGAUGCAGUCGCUGGACAGCCGUGGCUACGUCAAGACCAGGUACUCGUGGCGCAACUUCUACUACACGCUCACCCCUGAGGGUCUGGACUACCUCCGAGAGUGGCUCCAUCUCCCCGCCGAGAUUGUUCCCGCCACACACAUCAAGCAGCAGCGAUCGCAUGCUCCCCCGCGUGGCAUGAUGGGCGAGGAGCGUGGCGACCGUGGCGGCGAGCGCAGGUUCGGCGGCGGCCGUGGCCGUGGUGACCGCGACCGAGGUGACCGAGGUGACCGCGACGGCGGCUACCGAAGACGGGAUGCCGGCGAGGGCAAGGAGGGUGGUGCCCCUGGCGAGUUCGCUCCCAAAUUCCGUGGUGGCUUUGGCCGUGGCCGUGAAGGAGCUCCCCCAUCUUAAUGGAGGCAGUAGGAAGGCGGAAUGAGGCUCUUUCCUUGCUUGGACUGGCACUUAUGAUAGGACGGCACGUGUACUCUAAUUCAAGAGUCGAGGGCCGACUAGCAACGCACCUACUCGCGUAGAUCAUAGCCGUAGGGGCUUGCGUGAGGAGUUCGGUGGUUAGAGUUUAUUCGGAAAACUCGUGCAUUCAGGGACAUCAUUUUGCGGACAACAUGCUAUUUGGUCUCUCUCAACCCCGUUGCAAAAAAGUUCGAUAGGUGAACGAUGUCCAUCCAAAACACCAAAAUAGAGUCAUGAGUAGCCUUUGAUGGGAUCCUAGUCGAUACGUAGGAAAGGUGGGUUAACGCC